AUGGCACCUUCAAGCACUCAAGACCUGUUCGAUGCUGAACAUCUCACCUCCAAAAGCAUCGACAAAACCUCUUCUGCCCAUCGGCACACCGCUCCGGACUUUGAACUCUUCCGCCACCUGGUGCCCCUAGUCUCCAGCGGCAAGACAACACACCUCAACGCAGCCUUCAUGCCCCCCUCAAAUCUCAUUGUCAACGAAGCUCUCUCCCGCUUCUGCUCGGAAGCCCUGCAUCAGCCCUCUCCAAAAUCUCGCUGGAAAGAAGAUGUCGAGGCAGUUAGGGAACUACUGGGCAGGUACAUCAACACAGACCCAUCAACAAUCGCCUUUGUCAGGGACACCACCGAAGGCCUGGGAAGCUUCAUCCGCGGUCUCAAGUUCCAACCAGGCGACAACGUCGUGAUUCUCGACUGUGAACAUCCAAACCAAGCGUUCGCCUGGCUGACACUGCGUUCGACUGGGCUGGAGGUCAGACUCGUCCCCACAGACCCGGAGAACCCAGUUGCAGCGGACGCGAAGACCUUUGCGCCGUACGUCGAUGAAAGGACCAGGGCGAUCGGGCUGAGCUCCAUCAUGUUCCACACGGGACAACGGAACGAUGUCGCGGAUGUCUGCGGGGCGUUCCGGCACCGGGGAGUUCACGUUCUCGCGGACCUUACGCAACAAGUUGGGUUUGCUGCUGUCGGUGUGGAAGAAUUGGGUGUCUCGGCGGCGGCGUUCAGCCUGCACAAGGGGCUCAACUCGCCAACUGGCUUCGCGGCGCUGUACGUCGAUACACAAGUCAUCCACGAGAUGGAUCCAGUGCCACCCAUUGUAGGCUACGGAGGCGUGAGCAGUGUUGGCGACUCGGAGGACUUUGCGGUCCCGGAAGGCCCCGUCGUCUUCCACCCUACCGCGAAGCGAUACGAGCACGCCAACAUGAGCUUCAUCUCAGCCGUGGCCGCAAGGGCAUUUCUCCAGUUUUAUCUGGAAGUGAUGGGCCCCAGAAAUCUCGAGCAGCGUCUGUAUAGUCUUGGAGACGCGCUGCGUCAAUCUUGCGCUGAAUUGGGUGUUGGCGUCGUUGGGCCAAGCGAGAGGAAACACCACGCACCACAUCUUCAUGUUCUUCGUUUGCAGAACCCGAGGUGGCCUGAACGCUUGGAGGCAGCGGGUAUUGUAGCGACAAAGUUUAGGACCGGCAUCAGAGUCUCCUUUGGCUUCUAUAGCAAUCUGGAAGAUGUCGAGAGAUUGAUGGCGUUCAAAUGCUCCCGCACCGAACCAUGCCAAAACUGCAGCACGUCCAAUACGCCUUGCGAAUACCGCCCUGUAGAUCGUAAACGCGUCCCAGCCUCUCACGAGUACGUCGCGAGCCUCGAGUCCCGCAUCUCAUGGCUCGAGACGUUUGUUCAAUCUCUCCGUGUCGCCACGCCAGAGCAGCGGGAGGAGAUGCUCAACUCUACGGCAGCUGCAGAGGGAAAGGGCCAUUCUCUUCCUAGUAGUUCUAACAAAGCUCAAGAAGAGAUCCGGACGGAUGAAGGAGCACCACUGGCACCAGGCAACUACAUAUCCCACCUCGGCAUCCACGCCCGCUCAAGCGCAAACCUCGAGCUAGGCCUCGAAGGCUCCCUCAUCUACCACGGCGCAACCUCCAUCUUCCGCGUCGACCUCCCUUCCACCUCCAAAGACCCAAGGGAUCCUGACAACACUACCGCCGCUCUCCUCCGAGGAGGCGGCAUCGAAGCAAACUUCGAAUCUGUAAUGCAACACUUUGGCAUCGACGGCCCAUCCUCUCCCGCCGUUCUGCAGUCCCUAACCCAGUUCUUCCGCUGGCAAUAUCCGCACUUCAUGUUCAUCUACCGCGAGGCCUUUCUCCGUGACCAUUUCAGCAAUGACGACGGUGAGGGUGAUGCCAACAAUGGUAGGAAUAACAGAAAAUACUGGUCCCCCGCGCUGCUCCUAUCUAUAUGCGCCCUCGGCGCGCUGGUCAGCUUAGAUACAAAAGCCUCGAGUGAGCGAUUUUUCCUCGCGGCGGAGAGCAUCAUCAUGGUGACCGGGCUCACGAGGCCGAGCGUCGCUACCGUCCAGGCGUUCCUAUGUCUUGCGCUUUACGAGAUUGGGAGGGGUAAUUUGUCCAAGGGUUGGGGGUACUCUGGAAUCGCCUUCCGCAUGGCCCAAGAUCUCGGCCUCCAACGAGACCCCAAAGGCUGGGUCCAACAUGACUCAUCCCUCGCAACACACGAAGACGUCGAGAUACGGAGGAGAAUCUACUGGGGCUGCUACAUCUCCGACAAGCUCAUCAGUCUGAUCCUCGGCCGGCCCGUGUACUUAGUCUACGAUGACGCCGAGGUCCAGCCCAUGGAAACGCUGCCGUUUGUGACGCCCUCUCCUUCACCCUCGUCUCCGCCUCCCGUCCUCGUACAAUAG
Molecule: messenger RNA, 2400 nt
Organism: Colletotrichum tamarilloi
Lineage: Eukaryota; Fungi; Ascomycota; Sordariomycetes; Glomerellales; Glomerellaceae
Exons: 3
Coding region: 1-2400 (799 amino acids)
Biological process (GO): regulation of DNA-templated transcription; DNA-templated transcription
Molecular function (GO): DNA binding; zinc ion binding; DNA-binding transcription factor activity, RNA polymerase II-specific
Source: RefSeq, a predicted model, not a curated record